GGGAUGGAGCGGCCGCUGCUCGUGCUCUGCCUCACGGCCUGUGUCCUGACCCCCGGCGGCCGCGGAGCUCCGGGGCGGGUGGCACAGAAGCUGCUCCGAGACCUCUUCGCCAACUACUGCAGCUCCCUGCGGCCCGUGGAGGACACGGAGCGAGCGCUCAAUGUCAGCCUGCAGGUCACCCUGUCCCACAUCAUCGACAUGGACGAGAGGAACCAGGUCCUCACCUCGUACCUGUGGGUGCGCCAGGCCUGGCUGGAUGCUCACCUCACAUGGGACAAGGAUGCCUAUGGUGGCAUCGACAGCAUCCGCAUCCCCAGCAGCUACGUGUGGCGCCCGGACAUCAUCCUAUACAACAACGCCGACGACCGGUUCGGCGGCUCCAUGGAGACCAACGUGGUGCUGCGCUCGGACGGGCUCAUCAUGUGGGACGCGCCUGCCAUCACCAAGAGCUCCUGCAGGGUGGACGUGUCCUACUUCCCGUUCGACGGGCAGCGCUGCCCCCUCACGUUCGGCUCCUGGACCCACAACGGGAACCAGAUCGACCUCCGCAACCGGAUGGACACCGGAGACCUGACGGACUUCGUGCCCAACGUGGAGUGGGAGGUGCUGGGGAUGCCGGCGACCAGGAACGUGGUGACCUACGGCUGCUGCUCCGAGCCCUACCCCGACGUCACCUACACCCUGGUGCUGCGGCGCAGAGCCUCCUUCUACAUCUACAACCUGCUCCUGCCCUGCCUCAUGGUGUCCUUCCUGGCCCCGCUCAGCUUCUACCUGCCGGCGGACUCGGGGGAGAAGGUGUCGCUGGGGGUGACGGUGCUGCUGGCGCUGACUGUGUUCCAGCUGCUGGUGGCUGAGAGUAUGCCCCCGUCUGAGAGUGUGCCCCUCAUAGGUAAGUACUACAUUGCCACCAUGACAAUGAUGGCAGCGUCCACGGCACUCACCAUCUUCAUCAUGAACGUUCACCACUGUGGGCCGGGGCCGCGGCCGGUGCCACGCUGGGCUCAGCGCCUCAUCCUGCGGCACCUGGCGCGGCUGUUACCGGUGCCGGUGGAUGGGGAUGGAGGCACCGGCACCGGGCACGGCACACGGCAGGUACCGGUACCGGUGGAUGGGGAUGGAGGCACCGGCACCGGACCCUGCCCUCGGCGGCGCUGCCUGUGCCACCACCGCCUGCUCCUGCAGCACGUGGCAUACAUCACCGCGUGCUUCCGGCGGCACCGCGCGGCACAGAGGCGCGGAGGGGACUGGAAGAGGGUGGCCAAGGUCCUGGACCGGUUCUUCAUGGGGGUCUUCUUCCUCAUGCUGCUCCUCAUGAGCCUGCUGGUGCUGGGCAGAGCAGCCUGA
Molecule: messenger RNA, 1344 nt
Organism: Melopsittacus undulatus (budgerigar)
Lineage: Eukaryota; Metazoa; Chordata; Aves; Psittaciformes; Psittaculidae
Gene: CHRNA10
Product: cholinergic receptor nicotinic alpha 10 subunit
Exons: 6
Coding region: 4-1344 (446 amino acids)
Biological process (GO): nervous system process; regulation of membrane potential; signal transduction
Cellular component (GO): postsynaptic membrane; plasma membrane; synapse
Molecular function (GO): transmembrane signaling receptor activity; acetylcholine-gated monoatomic cation-selective channel activity
Source: RefSeq, a predicted model, not a curated record